UGGCCUUGAAGGUUUUCAUUAGACUGGAAGAGGUUAAAGACUACAGCUACACUGAUAUAGAAUAUUCAAUCUUGUUUCAUUGUGAUCUAGCUCUACGUGUGGUUAGUACAUCUGUAUAAAUUCUUUUUACAAUACACAUAACUCCUCCAACUCCUAAUUUCUGACACCCACUCAGUCCCUGUAAAAUGAUAUACACUGUAAAACAGGUGUCUCCAAAUACGGUCCACCAUAGGUCUGCAUUUGCAGCUAGAGCCUGGAAUUACUUUCACUUGCGUUUCUGCAUUGUGAUUUAGUUCUAGGUGUGGUUAAUACACGCCUAUAUAAAAUCUUUCACAAUACACAUAACUCCAACUCCUGCAUAGACAGAAGAGAGAAGACGUUCGCAGCAAAGAAGUAGUAACUAUGGCAGUGCCAUCGACUUCACAUGACCCCGAGAACAUGGAGCUUCGGAACUCUUUCAGCUCAAAAAAUAGUCCAGUCCACUUUGUAGAGGGGAGACAUUUAUCUAUCACGGAUGUUUAUAACAGCUUGACCAAAAAAAGCACGGAACUUAAUACAAGCGGGAAGAAAAUGUUGGAAACCCUGAAAUAUAUGGAACCACAUAGAUUUGAACACAUUCAACAAGAGUUUGGGGUCCGUCGCCUACAGCACGUCACUGACAAGUCCUCUAUGGAUGGAAUUUAUGAUGAGGAGCGUUUUAAGGCAAAAAUGCGAGCCAGUCGUCCUGAAUUUAGAGACCUCUUAUUCUGGAGUGCAGACAUUGCACAAAAAGACAUUAGGGAGGCACGCAAAGAGUCAUAUGAGAAAGCCAAGAAAGUUCUCCCAUCUGGGAUGGCUAAAAAAUCUGAGAGAAAAAUUAAAUCUCAAUUUGCCAACUCUCCGGCAUUUGAUAAAUCUGCUUCACGGUAUGGCAACUUCAAGUUCUCCCUCCCGUUAUCUGAUCUUCUGUCUCUGUACCGGACUCAGCACUGUGGGGGUGAAAAGCCGCAGCUGAGGAUUCUGGGUACUGACCUGUACAAGCAGGAGAUUACGCAUUAUAUAUUAGUGCACAGCCCUGACCAGAGCCACCAGUUCAUGAACCUCUCAAAUGUCCAGCAUGGUUUUAUCUACCUGAAGGAUGAAAAAGUGUAUUGGAGUCCAGAAUCCACCUCGAUUUCUCUCAAAGUGAAGAUUGCUAAGGAUCCUGGUCCGAAUACAUGCCACCCACCCUGUAAAUUUUAUAAAGAGAAAGGCUAUUGUAUGCAUCAAAAAAUAAAAAAAUAUGAGAUACCAAGUGUGUGGAACCAUCUGGUGUUUGCAUUCCAUUUAUCUAAUAAUAAUGGCCUGAAUAUCCAGAAAGAUAAACUUUUGAAGAGCCUGAAAGCCUGUGACAUAACUGACUCAGCUUUGCUUGAUAAGGAUAAACAACUGAAAGUAGAAGACACUAAGAAUAUUAUCCAAAAAAUGAAGUGUGAUGCAAAGAGUUCUGACGUCCCAAAAGGCCCAGUGAAGAACAAGCGUACAAAGGACUCGUCUCGUCAAAGUGAGCCACCACAGCCUUCUGGUGACACAACCACCGGACCAGGCCCAGUGAAGAAAAAGUGUACAGAGGACCCGUCUCAUCAAAGUGAGUCACCACUGCCUUCUGGUGACACAACCAGCGGAUCAGGUCCGGCGAAGACCAGGCGUACUCAGGACCAACCUCCUCCAAGGGCCUACUUCCGGUGACGCAACCUCCAGACUUGGUUUGUCUCGAGGUAGCAGAACCUGGAGCCGAUGGGUGACGGGGGACUGAUUUUAAAACAUCAUGGACCAGCUGGGCUUUAUUUGCUUGCAUGUGGAGUGUUGGAUUCCAACCACACCUGUGAUUGAUGAAGCCCCUCCAAAUCUCAUGGACAAUCUUCAUGUUGUAAUACUAAAAGCUAUCUCUUUAAUAAUUGCAAUCUAUAUUUGUAAAGAGUUAAUAAUAAAUGUUCACUUAGAUUAAUGGAA
Rana temporaria (common frog) is the source of this 1971-nucleotide messenger RNA. RefSeq lists its product as uncharacterized. The transcript is spliced from 5 exons. The record is from RefSeq and is a predicted model, not a curated record. Lineage: Eukaryota; Metazoa; Chordata; Amphibia; Anura; Ranidae. Bases 403 to 1707 code for a protein of 434 amino acids.